Nylanderia fulva is the source of this 884-nucleotide messenger RNA. RefSeq lists its product as uncharacterized. Gene Ontology annotation, cellular component: membrane. The record is from RefSeq and is a predicted model, not a curated record. Gene Ontology annotation, molecular function: nucleic acid binding; fatty acid elongase activity. Lineage: Eukaryota; Metazoa; Arthropoda; Insecta; Hymenoptera; Formicidae. Gene Ontology annotation, biological process: DNA integration.
AAUUUUAUUAUAUAGGAUUUGUGCACACUGUAUAUUUUAUUUCAAAAACUGUUGCAUUUUUUACAGCUCCGUUAAGUCGUGAAUGGCCAUUAAUAUCUUCACCAUUUCCAUUAAUGAUGAUAAUUUUUGGAUAUUUGUAUUUUAUUUAUUAUAUUGGACCCCACUACAUGAUAGGUCGAUCGCCAUAUAAAUUGAAAACCUUGAUGUUGCUUUAUAACUUUAUACAAAUUUUAGCAAACUUAUGGAUGGUACAAGAACAUAUAUCUUUUGGCUGGUUUUCAAAAUAUGGCGUAUUGUGUUCAGAGCCAUUUCCGCAUUCUCCCAAUACGCUUAAAAUGUUCAAUUCUAUAUGGUGGCUAUUUGUAUUAAAAAUAUUCGAUCUGACAGAAACUUGUAUAUUUGUGUUGAGGAAGAAACAGGAUCAAGUUUCCACUUUGCACGUCUAUCAUCAUGUCUCUAUUAUUUUUUUUGCUUGGAUUUAUUUAAAAUACAUUUUGGACGAGAGAGUGUUAUUAAUUUCUCUAUUUAAUUGUGUGAUACAUGUAAUUAUGUAUGUAUAUUAUUUUGUUUCUGCAUGGGGCCCGAAAUAUCAACAAAUGAUAUCUUUUCUUAAACCUGUUUUAACUAAAAUACAAAUGGUACAAUUUAUUGCAAUGAUAAUAUAUGGUCUGCAAAUUUUUAAUCCAGCUUGUCAAGUGCAAGAGAAGUUUCAUUCAGUGAUAGCUGUUUUUUUUAUAGGAAAUGUAUUAAUAUUUCUUUAUUUAUUUUAUGAUUUUUAUAAGAAAAGUUAUACUACUAAAGCUAAAAAAAGAAUAAUUAAGCUUAACAUCAAACAAUUAAUAUGAACUAAUUAGUUAUUUAAGUUACUACUAAUAAAUUAAUUA